Melanotaenia boesemani (Boeseman's rainbowfish) is the source of this 995-nucleotide messenger RNA. RefSeq lists its product as uncharacterized. Lineage: Eukaryota; Metazoa; Chordata; Actinopteri; Atheriniformes; Melanotaeniidae. The record is from RefSeq and is a predicted model, not a curated record.
CAGGAAACACAGAAAUCUGAAAGGAUCUCAUCAGAGGCACAAUACACUUUAACUGCACAGCACCUCUUUAAGAACAUUUGUUUAACACUGCUGUGUUGUUGCAGGCAGAGCGGCUUGAAUCGAUAAAUGAACCAGCAGGGAUAAAUCUAAUUUCAAGGAGAAAAAUUGCUGCUUGGGAGCAGAGAUACCAAAGCCUGUAGGGAGCAGCGGUGGUGUGGUAUAAGAGAGGGAGAGUUAACAAGGACACAGCAGACAUGGAGGACAGAGACAACUAGCAGGAGUUCACCGAGGAGUUGACUCCCAGAGGGAACAGACUCAUCCUCCACAGCAACAAUAGCUCCCAGGGACUGAAGCAGCGCAUUGAGUGUUUGAGGAGUCAGACUACCCCCCUGAUACUUAUUGGCUUUUUGGCCUCUGUCUGUGCCAACAUCGUUCUCACUGUGCUCUUGAUUGGCAGCCCAGUGCCAGGUGCCUAUUCUCCAUCUCUGGGUUUGAAAUCAGUGCAGAAACGUUACAUCUAGCUGUGCGAGGACUACGUUGCUCUGGGACACAGCUGUUCACAGACAGUGAAGCAGUGCAGUGAGUGGCCUGAAAGUUGGCAUCACAUCAGGAAUCAGUGUUACUAUUUCAGAUGUGACAAGCUGGAUUAGUCAAAAAGCUGACACAGAUGUGAGGAGAUAGGCAGCCACCUUACCAUACUGCACACCGUGGAACAGCAUGUUGCUCUGGAAAACAAAGCUCAGAAAAUUGGUGGAUUUGAUUACCAUUUCUGUGUCAGUCUGUCUGAUAUUGAAAAUGAAGGGGACUGAAAAUGGGUGGACAAUACAACACUGCCACAUAAAUACUGGGAUCAGUGGAGCUCAGAGCCCGACAACCACCACUCAGGAGAGGAAUACAGAGAAGAUUGUGCCACCUUGGACAGUCACUCAAAGACAUGGUUCGAUGUUUCUUGUGAUUACACUUAUAAACGAAUCUGCCAGAUGGAUGCCAUUUAA